AGCAAGGCUUGAUGUCGUAAAGACUUACAUGCGCAUGCGUAGAGUACCAGACCAUCUCCAGAACAAGGUGAUUAAAUGGUUUGAUUACCUUUGGGUGACUCAGAAGUCUUCUGAUGAGGACCGCUCGGUGGGAUUUCUUCCGGAUAAACUCAAAGCAGAAAUAGCUAUUCACGUGCAUCUAAACACUUUGAAACAAGUUGAAAUUUUCCAGAACACAGAAGCUGGGUUUCUAUGUGAAUUGGUAUUGCGAUUGCGGCCUGUUCUUUUCAGUCCUGGAGACUAUAUCUGUCGUAAAGGUGAGGUUGGGAAGGAGAUGUACAUAGUCAAUAGGGGCCGGCUAGAAGUAGUCACAGACAAUGGAAAGACGGUGCUUGCCACCCUGAGGGCUGGAAGCUAUUUUGGUGAAAUCAGUAUUCUGAACAUGAGCACAACAGGCAAUAGACGAACAGCGUCGGUACGGUCCGUUGGCUACUCUGACCUUUUCUGUUUAAAUAAACAAGACAUGUGGGAUGUACUCAAAGAUUACCCUGCAGCACGUGAUCGGUUGGAAUCCAUUGCCGUGAAAAGACUGGAGAAGUAUCGGAAAGAUCCGCUUCAAAAUAUUGCCAUGAGUCGAAGCCAUAGCACCCCAGGUCUCCUGGAAUCGCACGGACAAGUUCCUCUGGAAAACAUGCCCCUGUAUCCGCGGGAACCGUCCACCACUGCUUCUGCGGCAACCCUACUGUCAGACGACGAAUGUAGGCAGAACGUCAGGGCCACAGCUAGUGGAACCAGAAGCCGUAGAACAAGUGUGGACGAUAUUCAGCGGAGAGGAACACCUUUAUACGAACAGAUCGAACCAACUUUAAGGAGUUCAUUCCCAACUCAUACUGGGGCACAAAGAAGUGGCGGUAGACUCUAUCUUGUAGAGUCUUCCCUCGACCGGCAACUUGUAGCUACAACCACUUCACAUACUGAUUUGUUUACGCCAUUGCCACCGUCACCUUACUUUGUUCACUCCUCCAGCCAUAACACAUUUGAUGUGUCUCCUGUUAGUGACUAUUCGGCGAUGAGUUCUACUGGCGUUGACCGCACAAUUUACAGUAGCCAUUCGCCUCACGUGCCAGUGCCGUCACCCAUUUAUGUGAGCCACAUAGGAAGGGUCACACCUCACUCGGACAGGGAUUCCCAUCCGGAAAGCUUAGUGACGGAGAUCAAACGACUGCGCGAAAGACUCAUGACUUUGGAAACAGAAAACGCCUCUAUGGGCAUGAAACUGAGCCAUCAACAGUGGGAAGUAGAAAACAGGUUAGCAGAGAUUGAACUGCAGGUGUGUGGAACUGGAGGUGAGACUAGCCCGAUAAGUUGUGGAAGUACUGACGAAAAUGAGCGUAAUCGUGAAUCCGUUAUUUGAAAGUCCUUAGUCUACAAUGUUAUGGUUUUAUUCGCCCUAGAAAGUCCCCAUCUUUUCUAAUCUGUGAAAGCCCAAAGAUGUUAUUAGAAACCAAGCACGUGUACAACAAAAGAUCAAUUGAUCGACGAUCCUCUUAAGUCUGAGAUGAUCUGUGAUGAAUAUGAAAUGGCAGUUUGUUUAGAAGAUCGUUUUUCAAGUAUUGAGCUUAAUUCAACAUGUUUCAGUGUGUAAGAUGUAAAACAUAUUUAAAUUAAAUAUCAUAUCAACUAAUUCAUUCUAUAAUGCAUUCACACUUCUUCAAACAUUUUCAGGUUGCAUACUGUUAAUCUUUUUUCUUCAUAAUUAUCUUCAUCAGUGAUAUCUCCACAGAUGUUUUUCUCUUUUUAAAAAAAUUACAGUUCUUUGUUGCUAUUAUAUUUACUAAUAUUUUCAAGUCUGAAAUCUUAACAUUGUAGUUUAUUGCUUAUACCCUCUUCUAAGACAUACAACUGCACGUUUUUGAAAAUGGAACUAAUAAUGUUAAAGUUAUAGCUGUUAUACUUAUGCAAAAAACAACAACAUUUAACAAAAUACAUUAUAUUUGUUUCUACUAACACCAAAGUUUAGUAUCUAUUUAGUAUUCACUUUUGGAGAAUUAUAUUUUCGUUAAGUAUAAUUAUUGGUUUUGUAUGAUCCCCCGUGAGUGUGGUUUUUGCUGAGUUCUCAAUAAUUUCGUGACUGAAAAACAUUAAUGUGAUUAAGAAUGUUUGUAUGUAAGUGAAAUUUUAAUAUAAUUAUCAGUAUUUCAAGUAGAUUAAUUUAAUUUAUCCCUUUUAGAAAAAAAAAACUAUUUAUAUUCGAAAACUAUAUGGCAAAUGACAAGGUGCCCGCAGAACAAAAAUUAGGGGGGUCAGUACCCCUGUAAUUACAAAUACCUUAUGAUUUUCCAAUAACAUAGAAUAAUAAUUUUACAUGUCUAGUAAUUUUUUUUUCUUUUUUGAAAAUGAAGUGGGGGUCAAGUGAUCCCCCAUGCCCCUUCCUGCGGGCGCCCAUGCCAAAUGAUAUUAAUCUCUAUUCACCUAUGUGUCAUUGCAGAAUGUCGUUACUGGGCAGCGACAAAUCUUUUGCGAGAUUCACCUUUAUUUGUGUUGUUGUUGUUGUUUUUCUGGGUGAUUGUAAGAAUAUUUACGAUAAUCGAAACUAAAUAAUUGCCGAUUAAUGUAGUGUUUUGUAUUUAACAUCAAUCAUAGCCUAAUCAUGAAAAAUAUUAUACAUAUUACGUUUUAUGAAAUUGGAACGAUUUUUUUCCCUUAAGUUUUUAUUGUGGUAAAAAUCUCUGGAAAUUAAUUAAAUUAUUUGAGUUGUGUUUUUUUGUCAUGAUAUAAAAUCAAAUAAGGUAAAUGGAAUUAUACAGUACGUUGUACAAAAGUGACUUUCAUUUUUAAUAGAUCGAAAAAUUUUUAUAAGGGUUUUAUUGCUACCCAAAACAUGGAAUUGAUUUGUAUGCAUUUUCGAAACAUGUCUUCCACGUAGGUUAAAUAUCUUCCAUAAUUAGAUAUCAUGUCGAUUUCAGUUGUAUAUACAUACUUUAAUAACAAUUUAUGAUAAUUUCUUAGUUGGUAUUGGAAGUAAUAAAUGUAAAGUGUUACUGGAAGAGAUUUCCAUAUGAUACUUUCAAGACAUAUCUAGUUGAUACCACAUAUUUUUAUUCUGGCUAAUUUCAUCAAUUUUCAGAUUUCAAGUUAGGCUUAUGAAACUUACAUAUAACGAGUUUUAGAAGUUUUUUCUUUUAUUUGAUUAUAUUAAUAUGGUGUAUUAAAAUGUAUAAUAUAGCACAUCCUUAUUCAUUGUAAUCGUUACAAUUGUAGAGGAUUAUAAAAGAAAACAACAGUUAUUGUUCACAGUUCCUUAGACAUGAGUUAAAGCUAGACAUUAUUUCACCACACCUUAUUCCUAAUGAAGUACACCAUUUUAACAGUAACAUGAUAUGAAUUACUACCAGCAUAUUAAAACUUGUCAUAAACCUUUUGAAAAUGUUUAUCAAUGAUAUAGAAAAAAAUGACGUGUAGUAUCUAAUGCAGCAGAUAAUUUUAAGCCAGUAGUCCACUAAACUUAGGUCUAAAGUACGCCGCAGUAAACCCCCAUUCAAUCCCAUGUUGGCAUUUAUUUUAAAUUUUGUGUUUUGAGCAAUUAAUGUCUUUACACAUCGUCUCCACUUGCCUUUUCGAGGGUUACAAAGUUCUAUCUUUUAUAUGAUUCUUUGAAGUGAAAUUCUGUAAGACGAACUAUAAGUGUUGGUCUUGAUUCUUAUAAAAAUUAAAUGACUCCAAGUUUAAUAAUCAACAUGUGCAACAAGAUGAGGCUUACAAUGUUGUACAGUAUAAUCUCCUGUUGAAAUCUAUACAGUUCGCAUAUAUUCAUUCCUGUUGUUCUUGAAGCUUUAAACUUCUUUCUCUAGACCGUCAACAUAUUUAAUUAGUGCACCAAUAUAACUAAGACCGUAUAAACUAGAACAUUAUUACUGGUAGAAUUGGCGUCAAGAGAUCGAAAUAUUCAAUAAAAAGUAAGCAAUAAUGAAGAAACUAUAAAACUCCGAUCUACAAUUUCGAAAUUGUAUAACAAAAAUUAACCUAUUCGAAUGCACGUGAAAACAUGUUAUUGCACAAAAUGCAAAGUGAAAAAUGGUCAUAUUCCAGCGUUGUUAACGCUAUUUUAUUUUCACGCGAGUGAGUUGCCAAGUUCAGAUAAACAAAAUUCUUCUUUUGAUAUAAAGCCUUUAAUAAUACUGUAACAUUAAAAUUAGGUAAAUAUUAAGCUUAUAGAUUUAACUGCAUAUUUUUUCAAAAUAAUUUUCAAAAAUCUUUGAGAUGUUAAUGUAAUUCUAUGAAAAUGAAAUGUUCUGCGAUAUCAAAAGCCUUUAAAUUUUACUUUUAUUAUUAACUUGCAUGAACUUCCGAACGGUAGAACUCAUGUAUAUUGUUCCAAAUUAAACCUAAUGCGUGUAAAUACAUAUGAAAUAUCCAAUUUUUAAUAAAAGUUAUUGAUUCUCA
Limulus polyphemus (Atlantic horseshoe crab) is the source of this 4422-nucleotide messenger RNA. RefSeq names its product cyclic nucleotide-gated cation channel alpha-3-like (gene Lcng1). Gene Ontology annotation, biological process: monoatomic cation transmembrane transport; potassium ion transport. Gene Ontology annotation, molecular function: cGMP binding; protein-containing complex binding; intracellularly cGMP-activated cation channel activity. Gene Ontology annotation, cellular component: plasma membrane; intracellular cyclic nucleotide activated cation channel complex. The record is from RefSeq and is marked provisional. Lineage: Eukaryota; Metazoa; Arthropoda; Merostomata; Xiphosura; Limulidae.